Messenger RNA from Paramuricea clavata, 3538 nucleotides. Lineage: Eukaryota; Metazoa; Cnidaria; Anthozoa; Malacalcyonacea; Plexauridae. The record is from the annotation of a GenBank genome assembly.
AUGGUUGCUCUUGGUGACCAUGCUUUGUUGAUAAAAAAUUUGUUUGGUUUUGAAAUAGUGAUAGAAUUUCAUUUGUAUGAGACUUUAGAAUACUUUUCAAUGAUGAGAGAUACUCCUGUGAGGUAAGCAGAUUAUAUGUUGUAGUGAAGUACUAUCAAGAGAUAUAUACCGCCAAACUGUGUGGUAUUUUCUGGUAUUAAACACUUCCUGGGUUAGUAACAUAGAUAUGGUUAGUAACUAGUUCAUUAUUUCGUAAUAUGGUCCGUCUGAAAAAUGUCUCGAAUGGGGUUAUUAUAUUGUGUUAAUAAAAGCCUCGACUUGUGUUUAAGCUUUCUAGAAUAUUUAGCACGUAAUAUUUGGGGGUUUAAUUAUAAAUUUAAGAGGUUUUACGUGCGAUAUUGCAGUAACCAUCGGAUUGGGUUACCCCCUGCACCACUGUAGGUAAUUUAUACCCGAAAAACUCGACCGAGACGUCCUUUUUCAGGUUUAAAGUAAUCCAGUAUAAAUGUAGCCUGUUUGUAGUCCGAGAUUUCGUUCAAAAGGAAAAACUAGUAUAAAUGAAGUUUGUUUAGAUUUUUGUUUUUGAAAUUAGCCUACGGUGUAUAUUCAAUCUCAUGGACUAAUCCAAUUGCAUCGGUGCAUGAGAUUUAUCACGAUUAAAAUUUGCUUUAUAUUACACGCUACAUUCGGUUUUAUUGACAAUGGACUGUUUAAAUACUGACUUUGUUUUGUGUUUGUUAGAUGUUUCCCAAAGCGAGCUAUGGAGGAAGACAAGAGACCAAGAUCAUUUAUGACGACGAGUGGAAUGAAAACAUUUCGAGUAUUGCAGCCGACAGUGAAUAACAACGCUUUAACAAAGGUACACUCAGACCUAGCCUGGGUUAUGAACGGACAAUUCUCUAAUUCAGACAGACACCUCUCUAAUAUGGACACAUCUCUAAUACAGAGACCUUUCUAAUAUGAAUAUCCCUCUAAUAUGGACACAUGUCUAUAAAUACAGACACCUCUCUAAUAUUGACACUUCUUUAAUAAAGAUACCACUCUAAUAUGAAUACCUCUCUAAUAUGGACACCUCUUUAAUCAGACAACGUUCUAUUUUGGUGAAUUUCUAAUGUUGGGACAUAUUUUCAAACCACAACCUUUAAAAAUUACCAGACGCCUCUAAUACGCUCACGCGUUGCUGCACGACUUCAAUGUGUACUUGCGCAAUAUAAAUGAUUACAUUAUUAUUUGUUCCUUGUAGUACCAGCCACGAUCAAGGUCACCACUGCAACCUCAAGGCCACAGCACACCUCUACCGCCUACUAAGGAAAAUGACGCGAGGAGUGUGAAAUUUCGACAGAGUUCCGCUUCGAAACGAAGCACAUCGCCAAGAUCUGUGGGAAGGUGAUUAUUUAACUGAGAAUGGCAAUUCUGUACUAUGCCUUGUUUUGUACAAUAAUGCCGAGAAAUAACCUAACCUGGAAAACGCCGUUAAUCUCGGGGUUUACUUUAAAUCGUGGUUCAACUCAGGUUUUACUAAGGUUGCACUAACCGAGGGUCAGCCAAAUGGCCGCAGUAGAAUUGCAACCGAACCCCAACUAAACCUUAUAACUGCAGUGUUGCUGCUUGAUACUGUGCUGUAUUUUACUGGCUGCAGGGUAUUGUAUGCGUUCUGCAGCCGGGUUAGUGUUUCAUUUGUUCUUUUCAAUAUUUUAGUUCCCCCAAACCUCCAACCCUUGGUUCGACUUGUUCUUCUCCUGUUCAAUACUAUAGAUCAACAUCAGGUUUGUAUCAGUACCGACAUUCUAUUACCUGCCUCACCUACCUAAAAAAAGAUGAACGGAACCUAGCUUCGCUUGAAGUUGAAACGUCCAACUGUUUUGUCUUUCUCAGGUAGUUCAGACACAAACCACGACAGCUUAUUGUAGAAUACUACCUACACUGGACCACCACGUUUAAGAUAUCUACUCUAUUGGAUAGCCUAAGUAUAGCAUCAUUUUUCACUUAUCUUUCCAGGUUCCUACCACACCCGGGCAUUCACACCGCGCAAUCUAAGUUGCACACCACCUCAUUUAUAUAUGGCAGACCAUGUCCGUAAAGCCGCUGUGCAGCUACACCGUGCUCCAUCAAACUCGUCCAGACAAACCGUUAGUUCAAACAAAACUGAUACAACGCUAGACAGCUCCGAAAUUCCGACACGCUUUGGAAAACCUAUCAAUUUACCAACUUUUGUGAAAACAAACCCACAUCUCAAGAAUAAAGAGCUUUCUAUGGGACAAAAGCAAUACUUGUGGGGCAUUGCGCGCAUAUAUUCAAUGUCUCGUAUGAAGUCACAGGUAAACAACAACAACAACAACAACAACAACAACAACAACAACAACAACAACAACAACAACAACAACAAAUCUGAUAUUAAAUUUUCUACAGGUGCAACAACAGUAUCAAACGUUAUUGAACUAUGAGUUUAAAAAAAGAAUGCAGCGGUUGGGAAUUAGCGAGCGAGAGAAAAUCAAAGAAAUGAAAGAUUAUUUAAGAUAUAAGAAGUUUAUCAAGAAUUAUGAUCAGGUAUUAAAAAUGGAUGAACUAAACUGAUUUUUCGAUACUUAAACGUAUACUGAAAAUCAGUCAAUAAUAUCUCGUUGUUGUUUAGAGAAUUCCGCGGAAUUUGCGCUCGAAAGACUCCGCUGAAGAAAGGAGCAAUGUCGCAGAUCAUAUACACAGACACGUGAUCAAAGGCUGGACAACUGACGUCACAUCACGUGGUAGAUACGCUGAUGAAAGCACAGAGACCGAAGUUAGCGUGAAGGAAGUGGAGAGUGAAGGAGACUGGGAAGAAAUCUCGGAACGUGGGGCGCAUAUUUACAAACACGUGAUUAAGGGAUGGACUAUGGACCCGCAUGCUAAUGAGAGUUUUCAGAGAAAGUUUGAUGGAACAGAAUUGAGGGAGAAAAAUGAUAGAAAGUCGGAAUCUAAGAGUGGAGAAAAUGAUGAUGUCGCUAUUUAUAAGUGAGAAAACAUUUUUGGGAACAUAAAAUCACGACUACAAAAAAGAAACUACAAACAGCAGGUAUUAAUGUCCGUUCUAACAUGAUAUAUUAUAGAGUUGAUUUCGCUCGUUCUGGUGGAAAAGGUAGCAUUGAAGGAGAUGUGAUGAAAAUCAGUAGACUUUAUAAAGAAUCAGGUCAAGAUAAAACCCUGGAAGGCAGAGAACCUUUCGAAGGUGUGUAUAUAGACUUAAAAUGUAAUAAAGAAUAAACCGUUCUAUAGCAGACUAGGCCGCAUUGUAGCUUUACAGGUCAACAUAAAUUGUUUUUAACUAUCUUCUUUUAUAUAGUUAUCGUGCAAUCAGCGGAAUCUAACUUCUUGUGAAAUGGCUAAAAUGUGCUCCAGCUAUGAAGGUCGCACGUUUUUGGCUUUGUGUGGAAAAAUAAAGAAUAGCUUUAAUUGUCUGUGGAUGAAAUAGUUUAUAUAUUGCAUUAGUUGCGUGCUAUAUUUAAUUUAUUUAAUUUUAAUGUAUCACUUAUUUAGUAUUCUUAUAUUUAUAUCUAGUUGUCCU